Molecule: messenger RNA, 4986 nt
Organism: Corticium candelabrum
Lineage: Eukaryota; Metazoa; Porifera; Homoscleromorpha; Homosclerophorida; Plakinidae
Product: early endosome antigen 1-like
Exons: 11
Coding region: 87-4733 (1548 amino acids)
Source: RefSeq, a predicted model, not a curated record
UUUUGCAGAAACAAAAGGAACUCAAUCAUUCUGUUUCUCACUUACGGCAAUUACUGAAUGAGAAAGCAGGAGCAGAGCAAGCAUUGAUGGAGCAGAAUCAAGGUUUGCAGCAGGACUGUCGUCUUGCUUAUCAGGAUAACAGAAAUUUGGAGCAAAAGGUUGCAACGAUGGAACAUCAAAUGCAGCAAAGUGUUGCUGAUCAGAAGAAAACUGAAGAUGCAUUGCAGAAAGCUUUGGAACAACAAGAACAGACACAAAGAUAUAAUCACCAUUUGAAAGAUGAAUUAGCAAACUGUCAGGAGAAGCUGCUGAACGAACAAGAGGAGAUGAAGAAAGAGCAAGAGGCUAAUAGCGAAAUAAACAAAGUUGCUGUUCAAUACCAAGACAGAGUGAGGCAAUUGGAGGCAGAUCUGGUUCUAUUCCAACAACAUCAUAAAGAUAUCAGUGAACACGAGCAGCAUAUGAAACAAGAAAUAGAAUUACUACAAAACAGAUUGGAAGAUGUGCAGGUUGCUAAGGAGACACUAAAUGAAGAGCUUCAAAUAGUGCAAUUAGAACGAUCUACCUUAGAACGUGAGAAUGUGGAGUUGGGGGAGCAGUUGAAUCGUCAUGCAACAACAGAAAGUGAAUUAAAAAACAAGUGUAUGAAUUUAGAAUUAACUAGGACCAAGUAUGACAAGGAGUUUGAUGCAUUACAACAGAAAAUGUCAAGCUUGGAGACAAGAGUGGCUGUGGAAACUAGUCUGAAAGAAGGUCAUGAAGGAAGAGUAGAAUCAUUAGAAACUGAGAAAACAUCUCUAGCAAAUAAAGUAUGUAAGUUGAAGACCAAGUUGAGACAGCAACAGGAAGAUCUGAGGAAACAAAUUAGUGAUAUGGAGACUGAAGGAAGGAAACUUAGUCAGGAAAAUGAGGCAAUGAGAAGAAGAUGUGUCAUGUAUGAAAGUGAUUUUACUAAAGCUGAGGAAGCGAAGAAAGAAAUUGUUGAGACGCUUUCCAAAGAAGAAACUAAAGCUAAAUAUCUUGAAGAUCAGCUGCAGCUUAAGCAAGACAUCCUGCAAGUUUUGGAAGGACAAAUCAGCGAACAGAAAGCUUCGAAUGAGUUAUUGCAACAGCAACUAAGAGAUUCAGAAUCAGAUAUGACUCGAAGAAACGAGGAAUAUGAAUUUUUGCAAGUACAGAAGGUGAGCCUGGAGAAUAUAGUGGCUGCAGAAUCUACUCAGAGAGAGGAGCAUGAAAGAAAAGCAAAGUCGUUUGAGAUUGAGAAGAGUUGUCUAAAUGUACAGGAACUGAAGAUCAAAUUAAGUGAACAACAAAGCGAAGAGAGUAAAAAGAUUGUCAAAUUAGAGAGUAAGCUAAGGACAGUGCAAUGUGAGUUAAAGCAGCUGGAUGCUCAGAAAAGGCAAGAUGAUGAACUAACAGAUACAAUCACUACUCUUAGACAAGAAAAUGAGACACUGAGAGCGAAAUGUGAUGAAUUUGAGAAAGCUGUCAGUGAAGUUAAGAACCUUACAGAUCAACUGAAGCAUAAGCAAGACGAACUAGAAUUUCUGGCUAGGAAGGCAGAGGACGCAGAGAAAUUAGCAAUAUCUUGUAGGACAGAAGCAAACAAAACUAUUUCAGAUCUCACUGGUGAAAAACAGACACUAGAAGAUUGUAUAAAGACUGGACAGGAUGAGCAAUUCUCAUUGCAAACACAACUUAAAGAAGCUAAGUCUCAGAAGCGACAGAAGGAAGUAGCACUACAUGAAAUGGAAGGGAGACUGCAAGACAGUGUGAAGGAAAUUGAAGAUCUUAAGCAAGAAAUAGCAAAUCUAAACAAUGAACGCUUAGCUUUAGAAAAGGCAGAGAGCCGCAAAGCAGCCUCGUUUGAAGAGAAGCUGCGAUUAGAAAAGGAAAUUAACCAGUUACACAGACGUUUGGAGGAAAAGCAGAGGGAAACAGCUGAAAAAGAGACGCUGGCUCAACAGUUGAAGUCACGGUUGACGUUAGCUGAAGAGAAAGUACUUUUAUCUGAUGAAGAGUUGAGAACAGUGGAAACAGAACUACGCAACUUCAGAGAGAAGUCGAGGACACUUGAAGAAGCAAAUCAUGUAGAACGCAAAUUAGAAACCAGCAAGGCAGCGCUUGAAACGAAGCUGCAGGAGAGUGAGUCUAGCAGACAAGCUCUAGCGAUUGAAUUAGAAGAGGUGAAGAAAAAUCACGAGAAUGCUUACAAGGAAGUACGUGACAUUUCCAAAAGGUAUCGCACUGAGCGAAACGAGGCAAGAGCGGUGCUUGAGAAGUUGGGGAAAUCAACCAAGCACCCAUCAUCACCAAUGGUAACACGAAAAGGUUCUUUAGUAAUGGAUACUAGUCACAAGUCACAGCAAAAGUUGGAAGGUUCUUCAGCUAGCCAUGUACAGGGUACUAGAGCAAGAAAUAGUGGGAAUCGAGACAUGAUAGAUCCUACAGUAUUACUUGCGCAGCAUGCAAAGUCUAGAUCUGUAGAUCCAGUGACUUCUAGUGGUAACGCAAAUCAUUUCGAUGGUCUUUCGGCUCGUAAGCAGCAACAUGCUACUACCUCAUUACCUGCCAUUCAACCAGGGUCUUUGUCGCUUAUUACGUUGACUCCAGUCUCUCAGUUAUCUCAUUGUGAUAAGCAACGCAUAACUAUUGGUUCUACAGUAUUUCUUUCUAACGCAUUUGGACGAAAUGAUGUUGGUAAGGUUGCUUAUUUGGGGAAGACACGCGGUGAUGUUUUUCCACAAGAAUACGUUGGUGUAGUCUUUGAGUCACCAGUUGGAAACAUAGGUGGAAGUGACGGAAGUUGCCCAUACUUUAAAUGUGCAUCUAAACAUGGCAAGCUGGUUCCUGUAGAGCAAGUUGCAUAUACUGAAGAGAGUGAUGUAGAACUUCGAUGGAAUAAUCAUGAUCACAAUGGAGUCUUUCAGUCUGCACCGACACCUUUAAAGCUUGGCAUAUACACUGACUGUCAACUAGUUGUUAAUGGAGAGCUGUAUCCAACUCGACCAGUUGUGAUUGAGCACAACAGUCAUACAUUACACAUUCAACUUCAGAAUUGGCAGUCUGAUGACUGUGAUACAAAACAGCAACAGUCUGCAUCUUCUUCGGCAACAGACUCUAGAUUUCAGAGUCAAGGGAGGUCCAGAGAUUCAAAAGACACGAAGCAUUCUAGUCACGUGAGUAGUGAUGUUGAAACCUUGACUAGACUGAUGCAGACAGUAGCAACCGAACGGGAUAAGUUUCAAUGUAAAGCCGAACGAAGUAAAGCAUCUCUUAAGAACGUGACAGCUGAACUCGAAGAACGUCAAAAACAUGAAGAACAACUUUUGCAGGAACAAAAGGAACUGGAACAUCAAAUGCAGCAAAGUGUUGCUGAUCGAAAGAAAGCUGAAGAAAAAUUGCAAAACGUUUUGGAACAACAAGAACAGACACAGAGAUAUAAUCGUCAUUUGAAAGACGAAUUAGUAAACUGCCAGGAGAAGAUUUUAGACGAACAAGAGGCUUGUAGUGAGAUAAACAAAGUUGCUGUUCAAUACCAAGACAGAGUGAGGCAAUUGGAGGCAGAUCUUACUCUAAUCCAACAACAUACAGAUGUCGAGCAGCAUAUGAAACAAAUGAAUUCAUUACAAAGUAAAUUGGAAGAUGUGCAGGUUAUUAAUGAGGAGCUAAACAAAAAUUUAGAAUCAACUAUAGCUGAGAAGAACAAGAAGUUAAAUGAGUUGCAACAACAAAUGUUAAGUUUGGAGAACAGCUUGACUGUGGCAGCUAUUCAGAAAGAGGAGCAUGACAGAAACGUAGAGCUAUUAGAAACUGAGAAAACAUCUCUUACAGAUAAAAUUUGUGAACUGGAAGCAGCUCUACUUACGAAGCAGCAUGCGAUAGAGCAGCUGGCUGAUGAUAAGACAAAGCAACAUGGUGAACUGAUAACCACUGUGACUGCUCUCAAGCAAGAAAGAGAGACACUGGUAUCAAAGUGUGACCAAUUUGAGAAAGACAUCAAUAAAGCUAAAGCAGAAAACAGUGAAGUUACUGAGAGACUUCACGUAGAAAAAGCUAAAGUUACAGAUCUUGAAGAUCAGUUGAAUCGCAGUCAGGAGGAACGAAAAAUUAAGGCUAUGCCUGAAGUUGCAAAUGAAACUGUAAGGUUGUCUGAAAGCAUGGAAGCAAAACCUGCCAUUUCACAACUCAUCGAUGAAAAAAGAGCACUGGAAGUUUGCAUUGAAAAGCAUUGGGUUGAGAAAAUGUCAUUGCAACAGCGUCUAGAAGAAUCUGAGCAUCAAAAGCAGCAGGACAAAGUAGUACUUAGAUAUAUGGAGAAGAGAUUGCAAGAGAGUAUAAGUGAGAAUGAGGCUCGAAAAAAGAUUUUGAUAGAAUUUCAGUCUGCAUUUACUGCAUUGAGAGAAGCCAAAGAGGCAGAGAGUUGUGCUGUAACCAGGCUUCAACAGGAACUACAAAUAGAAAGAGAACGACAAAACAGCUGUCUGAAGGAAUGGAGAAAUAAAGCCGCUGAGGCAACAGCAAUUCAACAGCUGCAGUUGGAGUUGGCUAACAAUCAAGAUAGACUUCGAGCAUCUGAUGAAAAACUGAGGAGGGCAGAAGCUGAGUUGUGCAAUUAUAGAGACAAACUAACAGCACUUGAACAAGAAAACCACUCAACAAGCCAAGAAAGUGAAACAAAUGUAGAGCCGAAAGAGAAGCCACAAGAGAAUGAGUCUGAUCUGUACACUUAACAAAUUCACUUGAAAGAGGUAAAACAACCAGCAAGCAACAGCAAAGCAAGCGACUACUACAUGCAUGUCAUGACUUUUGUUUUAUAUAAUGUAUUGACUGUAUUACUCAUCACUGCAGCAUUGAAUGUUAUUACCUUGCCAUAUCACAUUAUCUAGUAAUUAAGGCCCCGUCCUAUCUACUCUAUUGUGGAGCUGUUGAUGAUGCCCAGCCCGUGGGAAUGAGAGCUUACUGUAAGUAUACUGCACCUUGCUG